GCGGGCUGCGGCAGCGCGGGAGUCCUGUGCGAGAGAACCACCGCAGAGAGAAGGUCUCCCCAGGACAUCAUGCGGAGUGCUACCAAGCCCUGGAGUCCAGUUGCCAAAGCAGGCAGCCAUGGUCCUGACCGCGCUCGGCCCCUCCCUGGGACUCCUUCUGGCAUGAAGAGCUCCAAGUCUUCAACCUCACUGUCUUUCGAGUCUCGGCUGAGUAAGCUCAAGAGGGCCAGCAGCGAGGACAUGCUCAACAAACCUGGAAGUGCCUCAUCAGGGGUGGCGAGACUGAAGAAGACCUCAACCUCUGGAGCCAUCUCUGAGCUCACUGAGAGCCGCCUGAGGAACAACACAGGGACUAUUCCAACAACUAAACGGACAGGCAUUCCAGCUCCACGGGAACUCUCAGUAACUAUCUCCAGAGAGAGGUCUGUGCCACGUGGUCCCUCCAGCUCAAAGAAGUUGGGCUCCAGUCCAACAUCCUCCUGCAAUCCCACUCCUACUAAGCAUCUAAGGACCACCCCUGCAAAACCUAAGCAAGAGCAUGAAGGUGCAGAAAAGGCUGUGCUCGAGUCCCAGGUACGGGAACUUCUGGCAGAAGCCAAAACCAAAGACAGUGAAAUCAACAGGCUUCGAAGUGAACUAAAAAAAUGUAAAGAGAGGUGGGCCCUGAGCACGGAGGACACCAAUGCUUCAGACCCAAGUGCAGAGAGAACAUCAGCCCCAGUAAGUGAUGCAGAGCCUUUGAUAAGAACCCUGGAGGAGAAGAAUAAGAGCUUUCAGAAAGAACUUGCCGACCUAGAGGAAGAAAACAGAGCCUUGAAGGAGAAACUGACUUACCUUGAGCAGUCACCAAAUUCAGAAGGAGCAGCAAGUCACACUGGUGACAGCAGCUGCCCAACAUCUAUAACCCACGAGUCCAGCUUCGGAAGCCCAGUUGGAAAUGAGUUGUCCAGUGAAACGGAUGAGUACAGAAGAAGCACACAUGGGAGUGCAUUGCGGACAUCAGGGUCUUCAAGCAGUGAUGUUACUAAAGCCUCUCUGUCACCGGAUGCCUCAGAUUUCGAGCAUAUCACUGCAGAUACCCCAUCUCGGCCCCUGUCAGCCACUAGCAACCCUUUUAAGAGCUCCAAGGGCUCCCCUACUGGGAGCUCCCCAAACAAUGCAAGCGAGCUGUCCUUGGCAUCUCUUACUGAGAAGAUACAAAAGAUGGAGGAGAAUCAGCACAGCACUGCAGAAGAGCUGCAGGCUACUCUGCAAGAAUUAUCAGACCAGCAGCAGAUGGUGCAGGAACUGACAGCUGAGAAUGAGAAGCUAGUGGAUGAGAAGACCAUUUUGGAGACCUCCUUCCACCAGCACCGAGAGAGGGCAGAACAGCUGAGUCAGGAAAAUGAGAAACUGAUCAAUCUUUUACAAGAACGAGUGAAAAAUGAGGAAUCUAGUGCUCAAGGAGGAAAAAUCCUUGAGCUGGAGCAGAAGUGCACAGAUAUUCUUGAGAAGAGCCGCUUUGAAAGAGAGAAGCUGCUCAACAUUCAGCAGCAGUUGACCUGUAGCCUACGGAAGGUUGAGGAAGAAAACCAAGGCGCUAUAGACAUGAUUAAGCACCUGAAGGAAGAAAAUGAAAAGCUGAAUGGGUUCCUAGAAAAUGAACGGUGCAAUAAUAGCGUGAUGGCCAAAACUUUGGAGGAAUGUAGAGUUACCUUGGAAGGCUUGAAAAUGGAGAAUGGGUCCUUGAAGGCUCAUUUGGAGGCCGAUAAGCAAAAAGCCAUAGAGGCCAGCGGUACCGUGGGGCAGGCAGCAGAGAACUUCGAGGUUCAGGAAAUGCUGAAAGUGGCUCGAGCUGAGAAAGAUCAGUUGCAGUUGUCUUGCACAGAGCUCAGACAAGAAUUGCUAAAGGCAAAUGGUGAAAUUAAACAUGUUUCCAGCCUGCUAGCUAAGAUGGAGAAAGAUUAUUCUUACCUGAAAGAGGUCUGUGAUCAUCAAGCAGAACAGCUGAGCAGAACCAGCCUAAAAUUACAAGAGAAAGCUUCAGAAAGUGAUGCAGAAAUCAAAGAUAUGAAAGAAACCAUAUUUGAAUUGGAAGACCAGGUGGAACAGCAUCGCGCCGUCAAGUUACACAAUAACCAACUCAUCAGUGAGCUGGAAAGCAGUGUGAUCAAGCUGGAGGAGCAGAAGUCAGACCUAGAGCGGCAAUUAAAGGCUCUAACAAAACAGAUAAAGGAGGAAACAGAGGAAUGGAGGCGGUUCCAGGCAGACCUUCAGACUGCAGUGGUAGUGGCCAACGAUAUCAAGUGUGAGGCUCAGCAGGAGCUUCGUACUGUGAAGAGGAGGUUGCUGGAGGAGGAAGAGAAAAACGCCAGGCUGCAGAAGGAGCUGGGGGACAUACAGGGCCACAGCAGUCAUAACACACAAGAGCUCACCUGUGCUGGGACCAAAAUUGGCAGUGCCACCAAGCAGUGCAGAAAAUCAGCACCAUUUGAAAGCCCUGUUCCACAGCCACCAAGACCUGUGAAUGAAGAGCCAGAGCCCUCAGAGGUCAAUGCUGCUGGCCGGUGGCGUGGAGUCUAUGUCAACAGAACAUCUCCGGCUCCUUCAGACUCUGCAACCACAGUAAAGUCACUGAUCAAAUCAUUUGACUUAGGACACUCAGGUGGAACUGGACAGAGUAUUUCUGUCCACAAGACUCCCAGAAGCCCCCUGAGUGGAAUCCCAGUAAGGACUGCUCCUGCAGCUGCUGUCUCUCCGAUGCAGAGACAUUCGACUUACAGCAGCAUGAGGCCAGCCAGCAAAGGGAUAUCUCAGCGCUUGGACCUGCCGGAUCUUCCCCUCUCCGAUCUUCUGAAGGGAAGGGCUGAGGACCGGAAGUCAGACCCUUAUCUCCGAAAGAGUCCCUCACUGGAAUCCCUGAGCAGACCCCCCUCCCUGGGCUUUGGGAACACCAGACUACUGAGUGCGUCCACUGGGGGUCUGAAGCCAAGCAAGCUCAGUGUUGAAAGAAGAGACCCUCUGGCAGCCCUGGCCCGGGAAUAUGGUGGCUCUAAGCGUAACGCACUCCUGAAAUGGUGUCAGAAGAAGACAGAAGGUUAUGCGAACAUUGAUAUCACCAACUUCAGCAGCAGCUGGAGUGAUGGGCUGGCCCUCUGUGCUCUGCUGCACACCUACCUGCCUGCCCACAUCCCAUACCAGGAGUUGAACAGUCAGGAGAAAAAAAGGAAUCUCUUGCUGGCAUUUGAAGCAGCAGAAAGUGUUGGCAUCAAACCCAGCCUGGAGCUCAGUGAGAUGCUGUACACAGACCGGCCUGACUGGCAGAGCGUGAUGCAGUAUGUGGCCCAGAUCUACAAGUACUUUGAGACAUAAACAGACCCACUAAGCUGCCCCUUGACCUCAAGUUAGUCCUGGAUGUGCCUCCUCACUGUCCAUCACACCUGGUAUGCCCAUCACCUAGCCAUCUGGAUUUCCAAGGAAGGCAUCGGGAAGCACAGCUGGCUCCUCCAUGUCCCCACCGUGCGGAUCAGAUGCAAACGUGUCUGGAGCCUAUGCUCAGGAAUCCUUGCUCCCAAUGGGAGGUUUCUAGAGAGGCAGGCCCCACUCCUCAUAUACUGGGUCCCCAAACCCAGGCCCUCUUCUGUGAGAUUCUAGCGUUGCCAGUCCCAUUUGCAACCCCACACAUGGUCUACAUGCUGACAAACAGCCCUUCAAUUACUAUAUCUCUUCUUCCCCCCUUUACUAAAAGUGCUCUGGCUUUGCUUCAGUCCAAACUCUGUCCUUACCAACUGCCGACCCCAAAAUAAAGCAGCAUCCUACAGAACAGAAAAACAAAAGCGGCUUUCGCUUCUUAGCCACCUAGAAACACACUGAUUAGGGAAAUAGUUUGCUCAGCUCUGUGUAACUGAGGACUUAAUUAUACUGCAUAGGUCUCACCGCCCCUAUUUGAUUCUCAGGUGUGCAAAGGAGCCCUUGGGUGCCUUGCUGAUGGUCCACGGGAGGCCAACUGGCAGCACAUUAACCACACAGCCUGAGAACAGGGCUGGUGUCCUAGCUGAUGGAACCAUGUCCAUUGUCCACAUCACCUUCUGCCCUGCUACUUAGUUACAGUCCUGUUCUCACACACACACACACACACACACACACAUCUGCCUGACACUGGGACUCAGCAGAAGUCACGUAUGCGUGUGAAGCAGCCUGUGCUGGUGAGCUCCUUGAACAUGUACACAGUUCUACAGGAUGGGAAGACAGAAAUAUAAACUGUUUUAGCUCCAGACAGAGUUGGUCCUUAGUACUUGUUGGGCCCUAUACAUUUGCCUAAUGAAAGGAGCUAUUAGGAACAGUCGUGCUUUCCCUGAUGUCCUGCUGCUUCCUGAGAAGCAGCGUGGCCCCUCCCUGAGGACUCAGGCUCCUUGGCUCUAGAGUCUAGAGGCUCUUUGCUAUUUUUCUUGGACAAAUAAAUGUGCACUUCAUAGCAAAUGAGGGUGCCCACCCCUCUCUCAGACAGUUGGGUGUGCACAAACACCCAUUAUUAUUCUAAGUGCCAAACUGCCCUGUGCUGGUCCUUUGAGAAAGGAUCCUGGUCACAGCAGCCCCUAAGAAUGACUGCCGUAGUCCUAGUGAACCUCUGCCUGCUUAUCUGAGCCACCCUGCUGGCCCAGUCCGUAUCCUUGGAGGACCUGGGUGCAGCAGCACUGAUUCUCAAACUAUUGUAGCCUCUUGGGGCCACGGACUCCACUUUCAGGCUCUAUCUGUCGUUCUUGGCUGUAGCUCCAUCUAGUUCCCCUAGGACUCUUAGGAACUGCGUGCCUGACCCCUCUGAUCAGGUAAGUCAGAAUAACUGGAAUGGAGCAGAGACGGAGUCUGCAGAUUCUCACAGUUCUCCAGAACUGGUGGACAACCAUGCAGAGGGGCAGGACAUUUCCCCAACCCCUGUGCUCCCACAGGAGCUCCUGAACAGCAGUUUAGAGACCACUGUCAGCUGUGAAACGGGGCCCUUCAUCUCCAGGUAGAAGUCUAGGGCUCAGAACCUCUUUCUGAUGAAGGUUCCUCUGAAAGCUAGGAGGUGUGCUGCUUAAGCACUGGCUGUGUUGACAUGACUGAGGACAGCCCUCUGUCUCCAAGCUUCUGCCUUGCCCAGCGGGAGAAGUGCUGUCCCACACAGCUGGGUGCUGUUUCCUCACGUAUGAUAUCCCGUGUCGGAGAGGCCAGUUAAGGCAUGGGAAUUUAGUCUGUCUCUGGCUCUUGUCAGGGUGCUGCCUAAACAUCUAGGGGCUCUCAGCAGAGCAGUCUCCAUGCUAGUUUCCAGUCACCUUACAGUUCCCUUGUGAGGCACAUUGGGGCCCAGCCUCCCUGUGAUCAGAGCCCAGUUUGCUGAAGACUGGCCAGCCACAUCUGUUCUUGUCUUUAUUUUCCUUUGGCUUUCCCCUGAUUACUAUUGUUCUCGCCAGGGAGGUAGAAGAGGAAUAAGAUCCUUCCCAGUAGAAGCAGGUACUGCUGGUGAUGGGAGCAAGGCAGAGGGCAGGCAGAUAGCACUCCAGUUCUCUGACAUGGUACCACACUGCUGUGCGUGGAGGUGCAGGGUCUGGGAAGAGCUCCAGGGCACAAAAGUGAAUAUGGAAAACUGACCAGCUAAGAAUGCCAGCACAGCGAGUGCGGGUGCCUUACGUUUUGUUGGGUUUUGGUUUGGGGGGUGGGUUUGUUUGUUUGUCUUGCUUUGUUUGGAGGUUUUGUGAAACAGAAUCUCAGCAGCCCAGGCUGGCCUUGAACUCCUGAUCUUCCUGCCUCUGCCUCCCAGGUGCUGAGAUUUGAUACCUUGCCCAGCUUUGGUACUUUGUGUUUUUGCUGUGUUUUUGUUUGUCCUGUGCUUCUCUACUACCAUUUGGAGGCUGUCAGAGGCCUCCAUAGUCAUGUGUUUCCCGUGUGCCCUCAGCUAAGCACAAGAGAGAGCCACAGAAGUUAAACCAUGUGGGGACGUCUGUGAUGUUCUGUGCUGAGUGCUGUCUGAGCCGAUGACAGAUGACAGUGCUGAGGCCAUAUUCACAGGGAUAGGGCCCAAGGAACCACCCUUUCCUCAGUCCCUUCUCACUUUAGCAGCCUUGUUUGUCCUUAGUUCUCAUUCUUCAUCCAGGUGUUCCUUAGCUUUUGUAGACCAUCCAGAAUACAAGCCGUGGCUGGGAGAGAAAAGCCAUGUCCUGCCAAGCACAGUGCCCCUGCCUGUGACUUCAGUUAUUCUGGAGAUGGAAACAGGAGAAUCAGUUGGCCCCAGGGAUUUGGGACUAGUUUGGCAAAAGAGACCCUGAGAGUGAGUGGGGCUGUCCCAAAGCAAUCGGCCUUCUAGUAAUAAUGACUAUCUGGCAUAUUCUCUUCCUAUCUCUCACGGGUACCAGACACAUGCCAGUUUCACUGGCCUGUGGAAAUGGAGAGCUGAGACCCUUAGGGAAAACCCACACACCAAAUCUAGCAGUUCUUAAGUAUCCCAGUUUGAGAUGUACCACUACCAACACAUAUAAUGCCCCCACCCCAGCCAUAUGAAGAGAAGUGUUUCCACCAUCUGCUGAAGGCCCUGGAUAUCUAGGUGCUCUGAUUGAGGUUGGAGUUCCAAGUCUAGGACACCCUGAGUAGCUCACUGACUGUCACUACAUUAGUUGAAUGCACUUGAUACAUCGUGGCCUCCUUUCUGUCAAGAGCACACUAGAUAGCACCAAGCACACCAAGUGUGACAUUACCAUUAGAGGUGAACAUGGCUCAGAAUGGAAGUGUAAGGGGUGCGCUGUGUAAUAUUUCUAAUAAAUAUAUUUUGUUUCUGCCUCA
Molecule: messenger RNA, 6792 nt
Organism: Arvicanthis niloticus (Nile rat)
Lineage: Eukaryota; Metazoa; Chordata; Mammalia; Rodentia; Muridae
Gene: Specc1
Product: sperm antigen with calponin homology and coiled-coil domains 1
Molecular function (GO): protein binding
Source: RefSeq, a predicted model, not a curated record